AUGGCUAUUUGUACCAGAAUUAAGUCAAAAUGUCCAAUUUUCGGUGACACUCGUGUUCUUAGUAAUUUAGUUUUACCUACCUAUGCAGAUGUAAUGAAGUUCUAUUUACAAGUAAGAAACCAAUUAAAACAAAAUAGUAAUGGAAAAGAUCCAACUGUUAAAAUAAUUUCUGAAAUAGUAGUGAUAGAUGUAGAAAAAAUAUGGCAGAAAGCCUCUAUUCCAAUAGUUUCGCACAUUCGUGCACUACAAUUGUUAGUAAAUUAUCACGAUAAGUACAAACAAAUAAUUAAAUCUAUUAAAAACAGGAAAAAUACAUUAACUUUUAAAUCAAAUCUAGAAAAAUUUCAGAAUAAUGCAAAAGACAAACUUUUUGAUUUAGCAGCGUGCAAAUGUAUUGAAUUCCAUCUUUGCUCUUGUGAAAAAUCUCGUAAAGUUCCCAUUAUCGAACAAAUGUUUCUCAAAGACCAAAGAUCAAUGAGAAAAAUGGCCAUGUCAUCGAUUGAUGUUUUAACAACCAAAAAACUCAAUAAAAACAUGCACAGAAAAAUAAUAGAAGCAAAUCGAAUUGUCAAACAAAAUAAAAAAGAGUUGUGUGUAAAUACUACUUUGGAAACUAUAGAAACGGAUGAAACAUAUUAUACUGACACUGACGACAAUACUGACGAAGAUUCCAAUUAUUCACCAAAUUCAAUGUCCUCAUUGCCUUCAACGUAUAGUACUAAUAAACAGUCACAAAUGAGACUCGAGUUACCAGCUCUAGCAUUAGCGUGUGAUAGAACAGGAAUAUCUGAUAGAACUGCUGCUACUAUUGCUAGUGCAAUACUACAAGAUGUUGGAAUAAUUAAAAAUGAUGAUAAACAACAUGUGAUUGACAGAAUGAAAAUAAGGAGAGAGAGACAUAAGAAACGUCAAGAUCUUAAAAUACAAACUGAUAAGCAACCAAAAAGUCUAUAUUUUGAUGGACGUAAAGACCACACUAUUAUAAAUCAAAAAAUAGAUGACAAAUAUUAUCGUAAUAAAAUAACAGAAGAACACAUUACACUCAUAGGAGAGCCAGGGUCUCGAUUUAUGGGACAUUGUACUCCUGUAAAUGGAACUGCUAUAAGUAUUAAAAACAGUAUUAUAAGUUAUUUAAAAACGAACGACAUAUGUACUUCAAAAUUGUUGGUGAUUGGUUGUGAUGGGACCGUCCGUAAACUACUGGUACUAAAGGGGUGUACUUAG
Macrosiphum euphorbiae (potato aphid) is the source of this 1224-nucleotide messenger RNA. Lineage: Eukaryota; Metazoa; Arthropoda; Insecta; Hemiptera; Aphididae. The record is from the annotation of a GenBank genome assembly.